Molecule: messenger RNA, 3540 nt
Organism: Amoebophrya sp. A120
Lineage: Eukaryota; Dinophyceae; Syndiniales; Amoebophryaceae
Source: the annotation of a GenBank genome assembly
AGGUCCCUACCGCCCCCAGCAUGAUGUUUGGCUCUACGCAUUGACGUUCUUCGAUUCACCUCGCACACAGUCCGUGCGUGUUAUGUCACAAGUGAUCAUUCGAUAUCGAUGGUGAGCCUUGGUAGGCCUUGAUGAAAAGCCUAGCAGUUUUACUUACUUCUAUAUCGUCAUCAUGAGGACGAAAUGUGCCCGUUCUCGUGGUACUGGUGUAGAUCGAUUUACAUCUCAAGUCUUCAUGUCAAACAAGCUUCAUUGUCGCGCUCUUGCCGACCAAAAUGAAAGAUCCGAUCCUUUCCCGACACGUUUUCCUGUUGAAGGAGCGAUCGACAAUUUGCAAUAAAAAUACCUCCUACAACUGCCACUUUCUACCAACUUUUCUUGACGGAAAACGACCUCGAUCGUCCUGUUUGGCGAACUGAAACUGAUAUUCGAAGGAUCAAGACCGUCAUGCCUCCGUCGACGCCAGCUGCCUCUUCGGGUCCUUCCCCUGAGACCACGAGUGUUGCAUCCGGUCGCGGUUCAGUACCAAGCGGGAAACCGCCAACGCUUGCUGCGCCCGCGAGUGGAGCAGGAACUGCUUCGAAGACCUCGUCCUCAAGAGCGGGCCUCAUCUCGAGCUGGUUUCAUUCCGCAAGUAUCCUGUGCAAAUGUAGCGUGUUCGUACUAGUUGUAACUACACUUCUGCAACAGCAACAGUGGCAAACAAACUUGCAUGCUUUGUUGUCUAUUAUUUCCAAUUUCGUUCUCUGAUACCGAUUGUGUUUGUGGAAAAAGUUUUAUUGUCUUGCAAUUACGACUAGAACGAUUUUGUUGCAUUGCAUAUCAAGCUCGAGCACGUCUGCAGGAGGUUCGCGGUCAUCGAAGUCGAAAUCGCGAUCGGCUGACACGACGGAGAAGAACCCGGUGCCAACAGCACAAGGUGUAGUUGGUCCACCUCAGCCAGCGAGAACCUUCGUCGACCAAUUGCUCGAUUUCCCCCCGAGGGAACAGGUACGGCUGCUGGUGAAUUUUCUGAAGAAGUGCGAUCUGCAGACGGUGCGACACGUGUGCACAGACGCGGAAGUCCUGCGCAGGCUGGACAAUUCCGGGGGGAGUUGGGUAGAUGCUGGUUGGGGAAGUGCCAGAACUUCUACCGCGUCUUCACAGGAAGAGCAACAUCUUGUGAAGGGUGUGGUGGGAAAGAACGCGCUGAAUUCGGCGAGAACAAACGUGAACAGUCGGAUUUUGGCCCAGUCUGUCACGGCGCACGUGUUUCAUAGUUGUGAAAGCCUUCGGCUCCAAGAACAAAGCGCAACUGUAAGCGGUUCAUCCAGGAGCAAAAGUUCUCACACUGUCGACUCAGGUGGAGCAGUAGUUCAUCUGCCGCCUCCACUGGCUUCACCGCUCGCGGUAGGAGACGCAGCACGAGGUACUGGUGGGGUAGGAAGUUAUAGUUCCUCCGCGCAUCCCCAUCCGCAUCCGAACCCCACUGGCCUGUCGCACAGUCAGCAAACUCAAUCUCCCUUCUCGUUCAACGCGAAGCCACGGUCUGCGUGGACCCUGAAAAACCGGCUAAAGCAUUCCGUCGCGAAAUUUCGCGUCGGGAGCAGUAACAGCUCCAGUUCGAGUAGCAAACAUUAUACUGGUGGCAACUACAAAUCUACUUCCGGUGCUGCGAAGGAACAGAAAAAGAAACAUGCCGGUGAGAAAAAUGACACCAUGGAAAAGAUGAUGGAGGAACUGUCUGACAAUUGGAUCCUGGUCCUAUCAGAGGACGAGCUCCUGUCUCUGGAUUCGCCGCAACUUCCGGAGUGCACGGAAGCGCAGUUGCGCGCGUGGAACGACGCUGGAAUAAUUGCGCCCGAUUUUUUUGGAAUCAUGUUUCAAGGAGAUAGUAACCAAGAAGAUUCGCAACUUCACAUCAAUACUGAAAAGCUGAGCAAAAUCCGGCAGCUGUGCUACGAGUUCGGCAUUCCAGGGGACCGCAGAGCGAGACUAUGGCAGGAGCUGUUGAGGUGGCACGCCGGCAGAACAACUCCUGGCACGACCCGUGGCGCACCUGAGAUGAUACCGGAGCAAGUCGAGAGAAGCAGAAUUUAUCCCAGACAGCUAUCGUUGUUCGAACGAAAGUACGGGUCCGCGGUCGUGGAAGAGUUGCAACUUUUUCAAAAAGCGAGCGCGCAAGCGAGUCCAGCGACGUCUUCGUUCGACACGGGGACAGGACCAGGGCGAGAAGAAGGCGAGCCUCCGCAUGUCGAUAACAUGAUAAGCUCCUCCGUCACGGCCACUGCCACAUCAUCGCAGUCGUAUCAGAUCCCGAACUACGUAGUGCGGCAAAUCGAAGUUGAUCUCCCUCGCACGCUGCCGAAGGCGCUAACGGAGGACUGGCAGCGCGACGCCGUGCGAAAGAUUCUGAAAGCCUACUGCGUUUUCAAUCCCGUCAUAGGGUAUUGCCAAAGCAUGAACGUGAUUGCAGGCGUUUUGGUAUUCUUGCACUCCGAUUUCCGGCACAUCAACAGUCCUCUCAAGGAGAACUGCACGACGGGAGGUGCAGCUGUCACAUCCACUAAGAGCAGUCACGAAGAUCUCGUCAUCGUGGAAGCGGCAGAUGCAGCUGCCAUGAGUAGUGACGCACACGAAGCACGACCAGCUGAACAGCAACAACGUCUUGCAUCGCCAAGCGGAACAAUGGCCCUCGCACAUCAGGAAACAACUGUACACGACCAGAAGCAGUCCAAGGAAGAGCUGGAACAAGAACAGGUCGUGCAUCUACUAUCAGAUCCCUUCGCGGAAGAGCGGCAACAGGAGUUUGAUUUGUUUUGCGAGAUUCUGCAGCAUCUGACGCCCAACUACCAUUCUGUGAGCAUGAAGAGUCUGAUGGUGGACAUCAACGUGUUGGAGAAGUUGAUGCAGGAACUAUGCCCGAAGUUUCUGCAGAAAAUUCAUGCGGCGAACCUCGACCUCCUGUUUUUCGCGGUCGACCCCUUCCUGUGUUUGUUCGGUCACACUUUACCCCUUCCCGCACUGAUUCGGUGCUGGGACGUGUUCAUCCUAGAGGGUCCGAAGGCGAUGUUCGCUCUGUUCAUUGCUCUGUGCGCCAUGACCGUGGUGAACAUGAGUAAAGACCGCCCGACCUCCCAAAACGCGCCGGAUAAAAACGCCGGGCCGGAACGGCCAGAGGAGAUCAUCGGUCAAUGGGCGCGAGAGGUGCGCGAACUGGGGACAAUCGACGUGAAUGCGAUUUUGGUGAAGACACGGGCGUUCCUAGACACGGGAGCCAUUACUGCGGAAAAACUUGCGUUGUUGAGAAAACAGGACCCAAAUUUCGUAGCGCAGGAAGAUAGUUCGAAUUCAAAUUUUCUCUCUAACGCUACCAUGAAUCAUACAACUACUCCUGCGUUUUCAGGAACAACUACAACAUCAUCCCGGGGGGGAGGAACCAACUUUGACAUGAUCGAGAAGGCGGCCGCGAGCCUGCUUAAUGGCUUCAAGUAUUGAGAAGUUGGGAAGCAUUUUUGUCGACUGACAUCAACUUCUGUCUAAUUGGAGCGCCACUUUUGG